Molecule: messenger RNA, 1810 nt
Organism: Schistocerca nitens (vagrant locust)
Lineage: Eukaryota; Metazoa; Arthropoda; Insecta; Orthoptera; Acrididae
Product: steroid hormone receptor ERR1-like
Exons: 11
Coding region: 43-1482 (479 amino acids)
Biological process (GO): regulation of DNA-templated transcription
Molecular function (GO): DNA-binding transcription factor activity; sequence-specific DNA binding; zinc ion binding
Source: RefSeq, a predicted model, not a curated record
GUGUGCGCGGGACGGUGGCCACCGGCAUGCGAUGAGCGCGCCAUGGAAGCCAUGGACACCUGGGUGAACCCGCCCGUGCAGUGGCACGCCGUGGAUGCCAGCUGGAGCGCCGCCGACGCCAAAGACGUUGACGAUAUGGUGACGAUGAUGUCGCGGGCGGAGGGCCGCGUCAAGGAGGAGGUGGAGCCGCUGUGCUCGCCGUCCAACAGCGGCGGCAGUCUCUACUCGCCGUGCACCACGACGGCGCUGCCCGGCGACCUUGCUGAUGAACCAGUGGCAAGGAACGAUAUGCCUGCCUGCGUAAAGGUAGAAUUUUGUGAAGAAGAGGGGCAGAGGUACAAUGUCUCAGGCACGUGUUCACCAAGUGGAGGAAGUCCUGACAGGCAAUACUGCAGCUCCACAACACAACCUGGUCCUGGCAAUGCUGAAGAGGGCAUGAAGGAGGAGGAUCUUCCAAGAAGACUAUGCUUAGUUUGUGGAGAUACAGCAUCAGGGUUCCACUACGGUGUUGCCUCUUGUGAGGCGUGCAAGGCUUUCUUCAAGAGAACAAUUCAAGGUAACAUUGAGUACACCUGCCCUGCAUCAAAUGACUGUGAAAUAAACAAGCGCCGACGUAAAGCGUGUCAAGCCUGUAGGUUCCAGAAGUGCUUGCGAAUGGGUAUGCUGAAGGAAGGUGUGCGUCUAGAUAGAGUGCGAGGUGGGCGGCAGAAAUACCGUCGAAAUCCAGACACAUUGUUCCCAAGUACUCAACCUCAACACUUCUCUAUGCAACCUGGGAAACCAGCACCAACACUUGAAGAUAACAAAAUUUUAGAAGCAUUAUCAGCUUGUGAACCUGACAUGCUGUCUGCAUCUCCGGACACAACAGUAUCUGAUCCUGACUUACGGACAAUAAGCACCCUUAGUGACCUUUAUGACCGUGAGCUUGUGGGCAUCAUUGGCUGGGCUAAGCAGAUACCUGGAUUCAUGGAAUUGUCACUGAAUGAUCAGAUGAGGCUACUUCAGAGUACAUGGGCAGAAAUCCUUACUUUAACAUUGACCUUUCGAUCACUUACAUCUGGUGGUCGCCUCAGGUUUGCAUUGGAUUUCAGUCUAGAGGAACAAGCUGCACGUGAUUGUGGUGCCAUUGAGCUUUAUCAGCAUUGUAUGCAGGUUAUAGAGCGACUACAAGCUGUCUCAGUCAGUAAGGAAGAAUAUUAUCUACUCAAGGCACUUGUGCUGGCAAAUUCAGAUGUGCACAUGGAUGAUGCUGUGUCACUAAAGAGGUUUCGUGAUAGCAUUUUAUCAGCACUGAGUGACUGUGUUGCAGUCAUCAGGCCAGGAUCACCAUUACAUCACACACAACACCUGUUACUGCUACUGCCUGCCUUGCGUCAAGCAGAUCACGUCGUUAGACGCUUCUGGAGCAUGGUGAACCGUGAGGGAAAGAUGGUGUGGUUGACACGAGCAAACUGGGAUAGGACUACCACGGUGGCAGAGUGAUAAUUAAGGGCCUGCCCCCAUGUCUCAGGUUAUGUUGUUACUGUCCUGUAAUUCCAUCCUUUCGGUGGAGAGUUAUGGUUUUUGAAGCUCAAUCGCAGUACAAAAUUGAGUACCUUUUUAUUUCAUUUCCUGUCUCGUGGAUUUCUGUAUCGGUUAAAAUCUUUUUGUGUGCUCGCGUCCAUCACAAAUUCUCAUGUAGAGUGGAAGUGGCCCAUGUUAAGUUUUUCUUGGGAAUAUCUUCUCGUUAUAGUCAAGUAAUGAAAUCAUACGUGGUAUAUGCAAGUCGUAUUGUUCUAAUUAAUCAGAAGUUGGCCGAGUAAACUUUACA